Messenger RNA from Plasmopara halstedii, 3096 nucleotides. Its product is annotated as calpain-like protease. Gene Ontology annotation, molecular function: calcium-dependent cysteine-type endopeptidase activity. The transcript is spliced from 4 exons. The record is from RefSeq and is a predicted model, not a curated record. NCBI's taxonomy places the organism in Eukaryota, Oomycota, Peronosporomycetes, Peronosporales, Peronosporaceae. The coding region runs from base 1 to 3096 and encodes 1031 amino acids. Gene Ontology annotation, biological process: proteolysis.
AUGGCCAAAAGCAUGGCGGAACAGCACUACGCUGAGGCGCUGGCGGCUGUUGAACAGGCAAAGAAGUACGAACGCGAAGGCCAGCUCACGCAAGCUAAUCAGAUGCAUCAAAAGGCACUUCUUCUUUAUAAACGUCUGGCGAUCGUAGAGUCAGCAGCACAACGUGAGCGUCUACAGCUUAAAAUUGAUGAUUUGACGACAUGCAUAAUUGCUCUGCAGCAGUCGAGCGAUUUCUUACUGACACGCGCAAUGGAACAGCAUGCAGCUGCAAAGGAAUAUGAGGUAUCCGGCAAUGCUACACCUGAAAGCGUCAAGGAAAAAUAUAUUAUCGCCGCUGAAACGUACUUUCAAGCACUGAACGCACUGCCAAAUAGCGAUACAACAGUCAGAGCGGCGCUUCAAGAGCAACUCGAGUAUAUUAUAAAUUAUAUAUCAAAGUUGAAGGCACGAAUCGAGGAAGCGCAAAAUGAGGUACCGAAACAGGAAAAAUGCAGUGAUGACGACGUGCAUCUUGCUGCGCUCCAAAGGCCAAAGCUACAGACUUCACAGUGCAAAACAGCGCCCAUAGCACUGACUAACGUAUUAGCUGCAACAAAUUGGAUUAAUAUGACAGAGAAAUUGGACGAAAAUGACAAGGAGGCGCUGGGGAAUGCCUACACAGAGAAGGAACUGGAAGUACUGCGCAGGUCUUCGCAUAUAAAUGGACACUUAUUUGUACCCUGGGUGGAUGAUUUGGACGCUUAUGAAAACUUUGAUGUGCCGGAGGCAUACUGUGAUCCCGAUGGUUUUGUGCCGUUAUCGGUCAAGCAAAAGAAAAAAGACGCAACGUGGAUGAGACCAAGCGAGUAUGCGGCACUGUGCGGCCAAGCACCUGUGAUGAUUGCACCAGGCGGAGUAAAUCCAUUUGUUGUAAAGCAGGACAUUGUAACGGACUGUUCAUUUGUUGCGUCCUUGUGUAUUGCUGCCGCAUAUGAGCAACGAUUUGAAAGAUAUUUGAUAACAAACAUUAUUUUUCCAGCUGAUCUAGUGACAAAACAACCGGUUUACAACCCUCAUGGAAAAUACGCAGUUAAACUGUGGGCGAAUGGUGUGCCUCGUAAAAUUGUCAUCGACGACUUUUUGCCUGUCAGUGCUUCUUCUGGACAACUUUUGUCAAGUUGUACGACUUAUAAAAAUGAACUAUGGGUAAGUUUGAUUGAAAAAGCUUAUUUGAAGCUGAACGGAGGCUAUAACUUUCCAGGCGGAAAUUCAGGGAUUGACUUGUUUGCUCUUACGGGGUGGAUUCCAGAGCGUGUCUCAGUAUUCGAGCUUCUUGACGCGCCAACUAAAGAAGAACGACUAUGGAAUCAGCUUAAGAGUGCGUUUCACUAUGGAGAUUGUAUCAUCACAAUGUCCACAGGAGACAUCCCAAAGCAGGAGGCAAAAAAAAUUGGCCUUGUUCCCGCUCAUGUCUAUGCUGUGCUCAAUGUGUAUGAACUGACGGACUUGGCUCAGAACGGUAAAACGAUACGACUUUUGCAAGUUAAAAAUCCCUGGCGUAAGAUGAGCUGGAAAGGACCAUAUUCUCGAUACGAUUACUCUCGAUGGAACAGCGCCAUUGGUGACGAGCUGGAUUCGUAUCAACGCCAAUUCUAUGCACUUAAAAGCACUAUGCCGAAUGAAGCUAAUAGUCAGCCAGACGAAGGCUUGUUCUGGAUGGACUUUGAAUCUGUUAAGAAAUACUUCGAGAGCUUGUACUUAAACUGGAAUCCUGAACUCUUUCCUUACAAAAGAGUAUACCACGAACACUGGUCUGCUGAUGUUGGACCUGUCAACGAUUCAUUCACUCUUGGAUUUAAUCCUCAAUACUCGUUAUCCUUUAGAAAAAUUGCAACAUCACAGGACAAAGCAACGACCUUUGCUACAUCCUGCACUGUGUGGAUUCUUCUUUCGAGGCAUGUUAGCGCCAUCGAACGCGAAAUUGACUCCUCGACUCAGCAAUUUUUAACACUCCAUAUUUAUCGUGGUACACCUGGUAAGCGUGUGUUCUACAACCACCGUGCAGUGUCUCGAGGAACAUACAGUAACAAUCCCCACACACUCAUGAGUCUGGAUCUGGAUCUAGAACAUGGUCCUGAGCCUUCAUUCACUCUUGUGGUGUCACAGUAUGAAACUAUAGCCGCCCUCGAUUACACAUUGUCUGUUUUUUCAACCCAACCAUUUACCUGUGAGACAAUUCCAUCAUUUGACAUGAAAUCACCGACAUCAAUCGUAAUAUCUAGUGCUUGGGAUAUGGACUGUGCUGGUGGGCGUCCAUUUUUCUCGACUUUUAUGGAUAAUCCGCAGUUUCAUCUGCAGUUGCAACAACCUUGUCGAUCACUUUUCCUUUUUCUUGAAACGGAAAAUUUUUAUUCCAAAACUCCCCAAAAUCCUGCUUUUCCAAUCAACUUGCGUGCAGCUCUGCACACUCGCGAGCGCCUCUAUGGAUUACACGCUGCAGGAUUUGCUGAUACAGGAAUGAAGCCGCUUAAAGUGCUUAGCUCUGGGAAAUACCGGCCUGGAUUUUGCUUUAUUGAAAUAGAUACAUCGACUCUUGCUGCUGAUUUAAACGAUAUCGUGCUGAUCCCGACCACAUUUGAAAGAGGCGUUCUUGGCAAGUUUACACUGCACGUUGUAAGCGAUCCCCCAGCUCAAUCGAUUAUUGCAUACCGCCAACUUCCUGCUGAAGGACAUGGAUGUGCCAAAUUCGGGUGCUAUACGUUUAAUCCCAAAUAUUUGGUGCAUGUUAAACAGGAAUGCGAUAUUCUAGCUCGUUUAUUGGUCCUUGAACCAGAGCCAGUUGCAGCACCAGAGGGUGCUUCUUAUAUUAACGUGUCAGUCUAUGAAAGCACGUCAGAAGGAGAUUUACUGCUGUCGACGAAUCCCAAGUUAGCCUUUGCAAGUGCAACUUCAGGAGAUGGAACGGGUAAGCUUUUAUUAGCAACAAUUCAUCCGAAGUUGUUUGCCUUGCAGUUCAAGGACGCACUUUCGCUCGACUGGCUUCAGCGUCACGUCUCAGUUGGACUACUUGCUUUUCAAUCCUAUUGCUGGCCACCGCAUGAAAGUCUUGUAAAAUAG